AUGGCAGGCGAGCCGCCGGCGGCCGCCCCGGGCCGGGUGGUUCUGGUCAAGAAGAUCAUCAUGAAGGACGGAGCUGCGCUCCAGCAGGGGAUCGGCAGGCCCAGCGUUUACCACGCAGUGGUGGUGAUCUUCCUGGAGUUCUUCGCCUGGGGUCUGCUCACCACGCCCAUGCUAACCGUUUUACAUGAAACGUUUCCCCAGCACACGUUCCUGAUGAAUGGACUCAUUCAGGGAGUGAAGGGUCUGCUGUCCUUCAUGUCGGCUCCUCUGAUUGGUGCGUUGUCGGACGUCUGGGGCCGGCGGUCCUUCCUGUUGGUCACCGUCUUCUUCACCUGCGCUCCGAUUCCUCUGAUGAGGCUCAGCCCCUGGUGGUACUUCGCCAUGAUCUCCAUGUCCGGAGCUUUUUCCGUCACCUUCUCGGUCAUCUUCGCCUACGUCGCCGAUGUGACGGACGAAAGGGAGAGGAGUACAGCGUACGGUCUGGUUUCGGCCACCUUCGCGGCCAGCCUGGUGACGAGUCCGGCCAUCGGCGCCUACCUGUCGGCUUGGUACGGAGACAACCUGGUGGUUCUGGUGGCCACGCUGAUCGCUCUGGCCGACAUCUGCUUCAUCCUGCUGGCUGUUCCCGAGUCGCUGCCGGACAAGAUGAGGCUCAACACCUGGGGGGCGCCGAUAUCCUGGGAGCAGGCCGACCCCUUUGCUUCUCUGAGGAAGGUUGGUCAGGACUCCACAGUCUUACUGAUCUGCAUCACCGUGUUCCUGUCGUACCUGCCUGAGGCCGGACAGUACUCCAGCUUCUUCCUCUACCUGCGACAGGUCAUAAACUUCUCCUCCACAACCAUCGCUGUGUUUAUAGGCGUGGUGGGCAUUCUGUCUAUCGUAGCACAGACUCUCUUCCUCACUCUGCUGAUGAGAACUCUGGGUAAUAAAAACACAGUUCUGUUGGGUUUGGGCUUCCAGAUCCUUCAGCUGGCCUGGUACGGCUUCGGAUCAGAGCCAUGGAUGAUGUGGGCGGCUGGUGCUGUAGCUGCGAUGUCCUCCAUCACCUUCCCGGCAGUCUCUGCUCUGGUGUCACAGUCUGCUGAUCCUGAUAAACAAGGUGUGGUCCAGGGGAUGAUCACAGGGAUCAGAGGUCUGUGCAACGGUCUGGGUCCGGCUCUGUACGGAUUCAUCUUCUUCCUCUUCAACGUCGAGCUCAACACCAUGGACCCCAUCCAGGGAGACUACAACAUCGACCCGCUGCCUCUGCACAGUCCCACUGAGCACGCUCUCAUCCCCGGUCCUCCCUUCCUGCUGGGAGCCUGCACCGUGGUGAUCGCCUUCCUCGUCGCCCUCUUCAUCCCCGAGAAGCCAUCCUGCUCGUCCUCCUCCUCCCAGCUGUCCCUCAGCGACAAGCCCCACCCGGACAGCAAGGAGUCCAUGUCCUCGCUGGCCGGCGUCCACAUCAACACGCCGCUCCCGGGCAGCGACGAGGAAAGCCCGCCGGCCGCCAGCGACGAGGACUUCGAGCCGCUGCUGCAGGACAGUAUCGUUUGA
Molecule: messenger RNA, 1536 nt
Organism: Stegastes partitus (bicolor damselfish)
Lineage: Eukaryota; Metazoa; Chordata; Actinopteri; Pomacentridae
Product: hippocampus abundant transcript 1 protein-like
Exons: 12
Coding region: 1-1536 (511 amino acids)
Biological process (GO): transmembrane transport
Cellular component (GO): membrane
Molecular function (GO): transmembrane transporter activity
Source: RefSeq, a predicted model, not a curated record